Messenger RNA from Prunus persica (peach), 729 nucleotides. RefSeq lists its product as uncharacterized. The transcript has 2 exons. NCBI's taxonomy places the organism in Eukaryota, Viridiplantae, Streptophyta, Magnoliopsida, Rosales, Rosaceae. The record is from RefSeq and is a predicted model, not a curated record. Bases 1 to 729 code for a protein of 242 amino acids.
AUGGAGUUGCAGAAGUGUCCAUUAAACUUUAGGAUCCAGAACAGGCACUGCAGGAAACUUGCUCAUCAAGCAAGGAACAAGCUCUUGGACUUAUGUAUUGCAAUGCAGAAGGGGAUUGUCCUAUUGAGUAAAUGGAAGAUCAAGAAGUUUGAAUUCGACACUGGACCAGAGUUACAACAAAACCAAAGGCAAGGUCUUAGCGAUUACGUUUUGUAUCUUCAAGGUGAGGAUGCAUUGGUUCAUUUCAUGAUGAAUACAAAUUGCGAUGCUACUAAUCAUUGGAUUCAUAAAGGAAAGAAAGAAGAGCCCAAAUAUCUUAUCAAGCUCUUGGAGAACUCAACAGCCUCACAAGUAUUCAAAGGAGUGGCAGAGUUUGACAGUGACCAAGUUCCCUCUCUAGACUGUGAAGAGCCUCCAAAUUGUUGGGCUCUUCCUGUUGUGACACUAACAAGUAUUGCUGUUGCACUUCCAAACAUCAGCAGUGGUUCAAUGAAAAAUCUGAUACACGGCGUAAACAAGGGGCUCACGUACAUGAAUCUCAUUGAGAAGCAGCUGGAUAGCAAAAGAGAUCUUGCCAACAUCAUAAAGGCAGCAGAUAUUGUGUGGCUAAAAGCUGAUCUAUAUCACACAUGGCUAGAUGUAGAUCUUGGGAAAGUGUCACUUCAGGGAAAGAGCCCAAAGGAAACACUUGAAGGACUUUCAGAAAUAGCAAAAUCCAUAUUUGAAUAA